AUGAUGCGCAGGUGUCUUGUGGAGGUCGCCGCGGCGAUGCAGUGUGGCUGCACCGCUACCCUGGCGGCACCCUUCGCCCCCUCCAUCUGCGGAGGUACCCGCAAAGCUCCCGUGGCGGCUGUGGCGUGCUCGCUGCUGGGAUCGAGCACCGCUGCGCACCCCGUGUUGACGACGAGCUGCCGAUGGCAGUCGACGGGCGUGACGCCGUGGAGUAGCAGCGGCAACAACGAUGGAGGCGGUAACGGCGGUCAGCAGCAGGGGCGCACGUGGGUGAACCCGAACGCCGUGCCACCGGGCGAGUUCCUGAAGAAGUACGCGCGCGACUUGACUGAGGAGGCGCGCAUGGGUCGACUAGACCCCAUCGUGGGCCGCGAGGAGGUUAUUCGACGCACCGUCCAGGUGGUCUCGCGGCGCACCAAGAACAACCCCGUGCUGAUCGGCGAGCCUGGUGUUGGUAAGACGGCCAUCGUCGAGGGCCUGGCACAGCGGAUCGUGAAGGGCGAGGUGCCAGAGAGCAUCAAGGACCGCCAGGUGUACGCGCUGGACAUGGGUACUCUCGUUGCCGGCGCCAAGUUCCGCGGCGAGUUUGAGGAGCGUCUCAAGGGGGUGCUCAAGGACACCAUACAGUCGCAAGGAAAGGUCAUCCUGUUCAUCGACGAGUUGCAUACGUUGGUCGGCGCCGGCUCCUCGGGCGAUGGGUCGAUGGACGCGGCGAACCUGCUGAAGCCGUCGCUGGCGCGUGGCGAGCUGCGCUGUAUCGGCGCCACCACGCUGGACGAGUACCGCCAGCACAUCGAAAAGGAUGCCGCGCUGGCCCGCCGCUUCCAGUCGGUGCUCGUCACGGAGCCCACCGUGGAAGAGACCGUCUCCAUUCUGCGCGGUGUCAAGGAGAAGUACGAGGUGCACCACGGCUGCCUCAUCAAGGACGAGGCCCUCGUCUACGCCGCAGUCAACUCCCACCGCUACCUCUCGGAGCGUCGUCUGCCUGACAAGGCCAUCGACCUGAUCGACGAGGCGGCUAGCCGCCUGCGCCUGCAGCAGGAGUCGAAGCCGGAGGCGCUUGACCUCAUCGAGCGCGAGCUGAUCCGCCUGAAGAUCGAGGCAGAGGCGGUGAAGAAGGACAAGGACGAGGUGGGCAAGGAGAAGCUGGUAAACCUGUACGAGCAUAUUUCGCAGAAGCAAAGGGAGUACGACGUGCUCGAGGAGCGGUGGAAGCGGGAGAAGAGUUUGUUCCAGACAAUCAAGCAGCACACCGAGGAGCUCGACGUGCUGCGGCACCACCUCGAGAAGGCGAUGAACAGCGGCGACUUUGCCAAGGCGGGCGAGAUCCAGCACAGCCAAAUUCCGAACCUGCUGAAGCAGAUCGAGAAGGAGAAGCACCUCGCCAGCUCGAAGAACUUCAUGGUGCACGACAGCGUCACCUCAAAGGAUAUCGCUGAGGUGAUUGCCCGCGCGACCGGCAUCCCGGUGGCGCAGCUCAUGACGAGCGAGCGGGAGAAGCUGAUUCACAUGGAUGCGGAGCUCAAGAAGACGAUUAUGGGCCAGGAUGCGGCUAUCGAGUCGAUUACGAAUGCCGUGCGCAUCUCUCGUGCCGGCCUGCACUCGCACAAGCGCCCGCUGGGCUCCUUCCUGUUCCUUGGCCCCACCGGCGUCGGUAAGACGGAGGUGUGCAAGAGCCUCGCCAAGUUCCUCUUCGACGACGAGUCGUUCAUCUGCCGCAUCGACAUGAGCGAGUACAUGGAGCGGCACUCGGUGCACCGUCUCAUCGGUGCCCCGCCGGGGUACGUCGGCUACGAGGAAGGCGGGGAGCUGACAGAGUCGGUGCGGCGCCGCCCGUACCAAAUUGUGCUCUUCGACGAGUUUGAGAAGGCUCACCCAGGCGUGUCGAACAUCCUCCUUCAAGUGCUGGACGAGGGGCACCUCACCGACAGCCACGGCCGCCGCGUCGACUUCAAGAACACCAUCAUCAUCCUGACCUCCAACAUCGGUGCCGACGUCAUUGCCCGCCUGCCGGAGGGGGUGCCGAGCAGCAAGGCGAUGCCGGCUGUCAUGGAGCAGGUGCGGCAGCGCCUGACGCCCGAGUUUAUCAACCGCCUGGACGACAUCGUCAUGUUUAACCGCCUCAGCCGCGAGGACAUUCGCAACAUUGUGGUGACUUUGAUGGCGCAGGUGCAGAAGCUGCUGACGGAGCACAACAUCACACUGGAGGAGUCCGAGGCGGUGUACGACUGGCUCAGCGCCAAUGGCUACAGUGCCGUGUACGGUGCGCGUCCACUGAAGCGUCUCGUGCAGAGCGAGCUGCUGAACCAACUGGCGCUGAUGCUGCUUGAUGGCCGCAUCCGCGAGGGUGAGCAUGUGAAGCUGUCUGUGCAGGACGAUCAUGUUGUGGUGGUCGCCAAUCACAAGCUCUCUCCCGAGAAGGGGCUGAGUGACGAGCAGCUGCUCGAUCAGUGA
This is a messenger RNA of Leishmania braziliensis MHOM/BR/75/M2904, 2454 nucleotides long. Its product is annotated as putative serine peptidase. Lineage: Eukaryota; Euglenozoa; Kinetoplastea; Trypanosomatida; Trypanosomatidae. Gene Ontology annotation, cellular component: cytoplasm. The coding region runs from base 1 to 2454 and encodes 817 amino acids. Gene Ontology annotation, molecular function: ATP binding; ATP hydrolysis activity. The transcript has a single exon. Gene Ontology annotation, biological process: cellular response to heat. The record is from RefSeq and is a predicted model, not a curated record.